This is a messenger RNA of Lobosporangium transversale, 774 nucleotides long. RefSeq lists its product as hypothetical. Bases 1 to 774 code for a protein of 257 amino acids. Lineage: Eukaryota; Fungi; Mortierellomycota; Mortierellomycetes; Mortierellales; Mortierellaceae. The transcript is spliced from 3 exons. The record is from RefSeq and is a predicted model, not a curated record.
AUGGCAAGCUCGAGCACAAAUGCAGCUACAUCAGUAAUGAUGACCACCCUAUCGUCAACUAUUAUGGCAUCACAUUCCGUUACCACGUCAGGACUUGUCCCUCGUCACGCUACUGUCGAAAAGACCCAACCGAAUCCAUUCAACAACAAUAUUGGUGAAAUAUACCAGGAUCAUAAUAAGCAACAAGAACGAGAACGAAAGAAAGAUGUCAUUAUUAUAAUCCAGGGAUCUUCGUUAAAUAAAAAGGGUGGCGCCAAGGAUGACGCCACCAAACCUCGACAGCUUCUACUUCUGGAUCAAGUGUCUCCACCGUUGCCAAAUGCCAAUACAGCUAGUGAUGCGUCGUCGUCCUCGUCAUGGAUGCGAUCAUUCAAGUGUAGCUACGAUAGCGAGGCAACUGCAAAAUCGGAUCGUAAUGGUACGACUGUUGUCCAUAUAGAUUCUUACGAUACAACAUCGACAACCUUAUUAUCAAUAGUGAUAUCAUCGACAUCAGUUAAAUCCACUGCUUCACAACCUGGCUGCGCUAUCCAGACUGAUGCAGUAAAGGACUCUACAGCUUUGAUCAGUGCAAAGCCCCGACCUCGUGGGCAGGAAACAUCCAAAAGAGAAAGUAAGGAUCCGAAUGCAACUAAGGAUUGUAGCCCUAAACCUCAAGCAGAAAUAAUAACAGAAACAGCAAUGGCGGCAGCAGCAAUCAUGCAAACACCUACAUCAACGUCUUCAAUGUUCAUGUCCGAGUACAGAACGACAAGAGUAUCCAAAGAGCAAUAA